AUGUCAAUCCGCCUUGAGUAUGUGGUGAUGAAUGCUCAAACCUUCUCCAUCUCAGCCAACGCCAAAAAGUGGGAGGUGGAACUAGCUACAUUGAAGAGUAACAACCUUCGACUGACUGCUGCGCUGCAGGAGAGCACCGCCAACGUGGACGAGUGGAAGCGACAGCUGCACCAGUAUCGGGAGGAGGUGGCACGCGCUAGACACUACGCUGGUAAAGGUGCGGAAGCUAACGAAGUGGAACAGCUUCGCCAGCGUGUCGCCCAACUUGAAGCAGAACUGGCGCAGAAGAACGAGGAGUUAGCUCAGAUCACCAAAUCCAAGAAGAGUGAACAGGACGCAGAAGCUAAACUCGCUCAGAGCCAACUGGAGCUGGCACUAGCUGCGCAGGACGGACAACGACAGGUCAUACAGGCACUUAACGAUCAACUGGCGCGGCAACUUGAUGAACUGUACGCCGUCCCGCAUCGGGACAACCGGGAACCUCGCGAACCCCGCGACUCACGCGAUUCACGCGAACCUCGCGAGUCCCGCGAAAACCGUGAACCCCGUGAGUCCCGCGAGUCCCGCGAUCGUCGCCUACCGCUACUGCUGCGUGCGCCGGAACCAGCCUAUGUGACGGUGAAGACCAAGAAAUGA
Molecule: messenger RNA, 636 nt
Organism: Spodoptera exigua (beet armyworm)
Lineage: Eukaryota; Metazoa; Arthropoda; Insecta; Lepidoptera; Noctuidae
Source: the annotation of a GenBank genome assembly